Messenger RNA from Symbiodinium necroappetens, 180 nucleotides. Lineage: Eukaryota; Dinophyceae; Suessiales; Symbiodiniaceae. The record is from the annotation of a GenBank genome assembly.
GCCUGAUACGUCCGGCCGCAACGCUUGCUACCGGUCUCAGUGCAGAGGACCCCGAUGCCGUCAAUGAGAACUUCCUGGGUGCACGUAAAGGACGCAGCCCGCGCGGCUCACGGACACCGAGCCCAGGUGGCGCUUUCGGCGGGAACAGUCCGAGCCUCUCUUGGGGUGCUGUCUCCGCAG